CUGUUUGUACGAAUUUGAGGGUAUUUACUGGUCCGUUAAACUUAUCAACGUUUACUUGUGUAUUUGUAAUACUUCCACAGCUCACUCUCCCCCCGAAACGGAAAGGCAAAACAUUGAGAUCCUUAGCUCGCAAAAUUUUCAAGCAAAUCUUCCACACAUUUCCACACAUUCCAAAUCAGCCACACUUCAAACCCCACAAUUUCAUAUAUACAAUUUCUAUAUAAUUCACAGCAUUUUAACAAAAACAAAUAAUUAGAUUAGGAAAAAAUCAUGGCCCAAAUAGUAGCAAGUGGAUUAAUCUCGUUAGGAGCUUUGUUGGUAGAAGUAGGAGCUUUUGUUGCAGUGGAACAUUUUCUAAGAAAUCGAAGGACCCGUUACUCACAUUCAUCCCAGAAUUAUGAGUCUCGAGAAAGUAAAAUUUCCAACUUGGAGAAACAACGAGACGACUUAACCCGGCGGAUGGAAGCGAUUGAUGAGAACAUUGAAACAAUAAGAGCUCGAUUGGGAACAGAAAAAGGGAAUGACAAACUUGAGGACAAAAUCUAUCGGGAAGAAGCCAAGUCUCAAAAUAUCGCUGAUAAAAUAGUUACUUUGGACGAGACAAUAACUAAGAUGCAGAUUGAAGUUGCAAAUCAAGUAAAGGAAAACGUUUCAAUGUUGAGGGUUUGAAGUGGAUGUCAAACUUGGCCUGUCACGAUUAGAUAAAUAAGUUUACUAAAGACAAACAGUUGCAUGUUAGUGUUUACGAAAAUGGUAUUGGGGUUAUUUAUUUAUUGGUCACUUCCUUAUUGUGUGUAAACAAAUGCGCGUAGAAGAGAGUAGGUCAUAUCGCUUAUCAAUGCAUCAAGGGCCAGCACGUUGCUAUUCACUUAAACAGAUAACGUUCUAUCAUUUGAUCAGGUACGACGCAGAUAUUUUCAACAUUAAAUUCGUGCGAAAGGUAUGACUUCUUUUUUGCUAAGUGGAGAUCACAAUGUUUUGAAUGGUCUGGAAUUUAUCGAUACUGGCAUUUUAGUUUCGGGUAACAACAACAGAUUAGAAAAUAUGUGUGCUUCCAAGUCCGAUAGAUUCAUUGAAAUCAGGGGAUCCAACAAUUCUUUACACCGGGUCCACUUGAUUCCAUUGAGAAUUUAGGUAUCAUUUCAUCGUGUCUGUCAGAAGGAAACAUGUUUCAGAAUAUUUACGGAUUAAAUAUUCCACGUGGAAUCUCCUGCUGUGGAAGUAAUAACAAGUUUAGUGAAAUUCAUCUCUCCAAAUUGCCCGGCUUCAAAACGUCUUGUGACGUAUAUUUGGUUGGUUAGACGAGUUUAUUUUGGGGUAAAUCCAAAUAUAAGGAAAAAGUUCAUAAUUCAUAAUUUUUUCAAAAAAGGAGGUUUGCUACCUCGGCUACACCUGGAUAUACGGUCACUACGAUGCUCCCGCUGAGGAGAAGGAUAUCCAAAUUAUGACGGCAAAAUUAAACGCCACCCUGAAAAAAAUCCAUCACCUUUGCACAAACCCUUUUUACCCUGGCGACAGAAUAUUUCCCCCACGUGACUGGCCAAUCAUUGCGGAAUGGAUUUUACAAAGAAUUCGACGCUCUCCAAGGAAUCGGUGGACUCUACUAUGCCACGACGCUGCUUUCCUUUGAAACCCUUGAUAAUGCAAUUGAAAUGGGAGAAGGGCUUGUCGAGAAAUAUUUUUAUUAGGUGCAUAUGUACGUAUUUAUAUUAAUUAUAAAAUACACAGAUUUUUUUUCAUUUAAAUGAUAUUUUUCUGAAAUUUGCCACGUAAAUAUUUAUUUAGCAUCUUAAAUUUAAUAUGUACUUACAAAUAAAAAUUACAACAAAGGGUUUACUUUGAUUUUAUGAGUUGUAUCUUUCAAACUCCAAAAAUAUUGUUAUAAAAAAUAAGUAUAUAUUUUUAUGUACUUAUAUGACCAAGACUGCGAGAAAAUUUACCUGUUAAUCCGCCGACAAUUAUACGCCUGAUGAGGUUUUAAUCGUUGAA
This is a messenger RNA of Folsomia candida, 1989 nucleotides long. RefSeq lists its product as uncharacterized. The record is from RefSeq and is a predicted model, not a curated record. Bases 271 to 669 code for a protein of 132 amino acids. Lineage: Eukaryota; Metazoa; Arthropoda; Collembola; Entomobryomorpha; Isotomidae. The transcript is spliced from 4 exons.